Messenger RNA from Erinaceus europaeus (western European hedgehog), 6242 nucleotides. RefSeq names its product solute carrier family 8 member A1 (gene SLC8A1). Lineage: Eukaryota; Metazoa; Chordata; Mammalia; Eulipotyphla; Erinaceidae. Gene Ontology annotation, cellular component: postsynapse; sarcolemma; axon. Gene Ontology annotation, molecular function: calcium:sodium antiporter activity. The coding region runs from base 180 to 3089 and encodes 969 amino acids. Gene Ontology annotation, biological process: sodium ion transmembrane transport; cell communication; calcium ion import across plasma membrane. The transcript has 10 exons. The record is from RefSeq and is a predicted model, not a curated record.
UCCCGCUCCCCGCUCCCGCCUCCCCGCCGCCGCGCCCCGAGCCUGCUUUGUGCGCCCGGACAUGGGAGCCGCCACGCCGCCGGGCCCCGCCGCCUAACCCGGAGCACCGCGCCUCGGCGGGAGCGGCCAGGCCGGUUGGGCACCAGGUUGGUCAGUUGUGAGAUCAGCUCUAGGACAGCAUGCUGCCAUUGAGUCUCUCACCUGUUUUCACGAUGGGGCUUCACCUGCUGGCAGCCGUGGUUCUGCUGCUGCCCCAAGUGGACCAUAUAAGUGCUGAGACGGAGGUGGAAGCAGAAGGGAACAACACUGGAGAGUGUACAGGAUCCUACUACUGCAAGAAAGGGGUGAUCUUACCCAUCUGGGAGCCCCAGGACCCUUCCUUUGGGGAUAAGAUUGCCCGAGCCACCGUCUAUUUUGUGGCCAUGGUCUACAUGUUUCUGGGUGUCUCCAUCAUUGCCGAUCGGUUCAUGUCUUCCAUAGAAGUCAUCACCUCCCAAGAGAAAGAGAUCACUAUCAAGAAGCCCAAUGGUGAGACCACCAAGACCACUGUGAGGAUCUGGAAUGAAACGGUCUCUAAUCUCACGCUCAUGGCGCUAGGCUCCUCUGCUCCAGAAAUCCUGCUGUCGGUCAUCGAGGUGUGUGGUCACAACUUUACGGCAGGUGACCUGGGUCCCAGCACCAUCGUGGGCAGUGCUGCCUUCAACAUGUUCAUCAUCAUCGCACUCUGUGUUUACGUGGUGCCUGACGGAGAGACACGUAAGAUCAAACACCUGCGGGUGUUCUUCGUGACGGCGGCCUGGAGCAUCUUUGCCUACACCUGGCUGUACAUCAUCCUGUCUGUCAUCUCCCCGGGGGUCGUGGAGGUCUGGGAAGGCCUGCUCACCUUCUUCUUCUUUCCUAUCUGCGUGGUCUUUGCCUGGGUGGCCGACCGGCGACUCCUCUUCUACAAGUAUGUCUAUAAGAGGUACCGGGCAGGUAAGCAGAGAGGUAUGAUCAUCGAGCACGAGGGCGACAGGCCUGCCUCCAAGACAGACAUCGAGAUGGAUGGCAAGGUGGUCAACUCCCAUGUGGACAACUUCCUGGAUGGUGCGCUGGUGCUGGAGGUGGACGAGCGGGACCAGGAUGACGAGGAGGCCCGGCGGGAGAUGGCGCGUAUCCUCAAAGAGCUCAAGCAGAAGCACCCAGACAAAGAGACAGAGCAGCUGAUUGAGCUGGCCAACUACCAAGUGCUGAGCCAGCAGCAGAAGAGCAGAGCCUUCUACCGAAUCCAGGCCACACGGCUUAUGACGGGCGCGGGCAAUAUCCUUAAAAGGCACGCGGCCGAUCAGGCACGCAAGGCAGUCAGCAUGCAUGAGGUCAACGUGGAGGGAACCGAUGGCGACCCGGUCAGCAGGGUCUCCUUCGAGCAGGCCACCUACCAGUGCCUGGAGAACUGUGGCACCGUGGCCCUGACCGUAGUGCGCAAGGGGGGUGACCUCAGCCACACGGUGCUGGUGGACUUCCGCACGGAGGAUGGCACAGCCAAUGCCGGCUCUGACUAUGAGUUCACCGAGGGCACCGUGCUCUUCAAGCCCGGCGAGACGCAGAAGGAGAUCCGCGUGGGCAUCAUUGAUGAUGACAUCUUCGAGGAAGACGAGAACUUCCUGGUGCACCUGAGCAAUGUCAAGGUGUCUGCUGAGUCCUCUGAAGACAGCAUCCUGGAGGCCAACCAUGUGUCCAGCCUGGCCUGCUUGGGCUCCCCAGCCACCGCCACUGUCACCAUCUUCGAUGACGACCACGCUGGCAUCUUUACCUUUGAGGAGCCAGUCACCCACGUGAGCGAGAGCAUUGGCAUCAUGGAGGUGAAGGUCUUGCGCACGUCGGGGGCCCGGGGGAACGUGAUCGUGCCCUACAAGACCGUCGAAGGCACCGCCCGGGGCGGAGGAGAGGACUUUGAGGAUACCUGUGGGGAGCUGGAGUUCCAGAAUGAUGAGAUUGUGAAGAUCAUUACCAUUAGAAUAUUUGACCGGGAGGAAUAUGAGAAAGAGUGCAGUUUCUCCCUUGUGCUUGAGGAACCAAAAUGGAUGAGAAGAGGAAUGAAAGGUGUGAGAAUAUACCAACACGGUCCAUUCAGCCUUAUUCCCCAAAAUAUUUAUGGCCAGCCUGUCUUCAGGAAAGUUCAUGCUAGAGAUCGUCCGCUCCCCUCCACCGUCAUCACCAUCGCAGACGAGUAUGACGACAAGCAGCCCCUGACCAGCAAGGAGGAGGAGGAGCGGCGCAUCGCUGAGCUAGGGCGCCCCAUCCUGGGGGAGCACACCAAGCUGGAGGUCAUCAUUGAGGAGUCCUACGAGUUCAAGAGCACUGUGGACAAGCUUAUCAAGAAGACAAACCUCGCCCUGGUGGUCGGGACAAACAGCUGGAGGGAGCAGUUCAUUGAAGCUAUCACUGUCAGCGCUGGGGAAGAUGACGAUGAUGAUGAGUGUGGGGAGGAGAAGCUGCCCUCCUGCUUUGAUUACGUGAUGCACUUCCUGACAGUCUUCUGGAAGGUUCUCUUUGCUUUUGUACCCCCAACGGAAUACUGGAAUGGCUGGGCCUGCUUCAUCGUGUCCAUCCUCAUGAUCGGCCUGUUGACGGCCUUCAUCGGGGACCUGGCCUCCCACUUUGGCUGCACCAUCGGCCUCAAGGACUCGGUGACUGCGGUGGUGUUUGUGGCGCUGGGGACUUCCGUGCCAGACACCUUCGCCAGCAAGGUGGCAGCCACGCAGGACCAGUACGCAGAUGCCUCCAUCGGCAAUGUGACAGGUAGCAACGCCGUCAACGUCUUCCUGGGCAUCGGAGUGGCCUGGUCCAUCGCCGCCAUCUACCACGCCGCCAACGGGGAACAGUUCCGAGUGUCCCCCGGCACACUGGCCUUCUCGGUCACACUUUUCACCAUCUUCGCUUUCAUCAACGUUGGGGUCCUGCUGUACAGGCGGCGGCCUGAGAUCGGAGGUGAGCUGGGGGGGCCCCGGACUGCCAAGCUGCUCACAUCCUCCCUCUUCGUGCUCCUCUGGCUCUUGUACAUUCUCUUCUCCUCCUUGGAGGCCUACUGCCACAUAAAAGGCUUCUAGAGGAACACUCCCAGAUAGUGAAUUUAUAUAAAUAUAUAUAAAUAUGCAUAUAGAGAAAGAAAAACGAUGUAUAACGAACAGAGGAAGCGGCCUGUGUGCUAGGGCUUCCGUGGGGACCGUCACUUCCCUCUCCCAGGACCUCGUCACCCAGAGCAAGACUGUCAGCAGCUCAGCCAACACCCAGGGCUGUGUUUCCUUCGGGUUUGCCGGUCCUCAAGUCUCUGUUUUCUGUUUCUGCCUGUUUCUGAUGAGGGUCGGGCAGGGUGGUGACUGUCACUUGGCUUCUGUUCUGAUGGGCUUUGUUUUUAUUGCCUGGGGAGGGAUUGUAGGGAGUGGGUGCUUCUCUCAGAGCAGGGGAUGGGCCUGCCUGAAGACUCCUGGGUUUUGAUAAAAACUGAAACUGAUAAGAUUUAGUUACCCUGUCCGAGUGCUCUGAGAUGUUUUGGCAUGAGAAAGGAGGUGAUUGGUGGUGGAUGAAGAAGGCGGUCCUGGUUCUCCAUCAAGAUGCCAUGCUUAGAAGCCCCACUCAUGCUGAACCUAAACCUUAACUUGAACCCCAACAGAAGCCCCAACCCUUAUCUUAAUCCUAAACUCUGUCUGGCAACCAACUCAAACUCCAAUACAAACUCCAAGCACCAGUCCUCACCUUCAACACUAACUCUAACCUAUUCUGAAACCCUUACCCUUGGCCAUAACCCUUACCCUAACUUGGCCUCACCAGAACCCAGACACUACCCACACAUCAAGUCCUAAAUGAUAACACUACCCCUAAUCCAAGCCCUAGACCCUAAUACUCACUGCAAAGCCUGACCUAACUAUAAAUUAUAGGUGCAGCUUGGGAGUUCAAAAGGAAGGAACCACACAAACGCAGGUUCUCUGUUUGGUCUGUUAUCACAGAAUAAGAUAGACACAAGGGUCAAAGACUUGUUCAAUGGAUGGGAUUCACACAACUAGGUUCAAGUGCCUCGCUCCUGGAACAUGCACACUCCUUGGCUUCCUCUCUGCCUCUGGACUACACUUAGUAAGGUCCUUAUAGUAAAGCCCCUGCUCUCCACCCUACCCCCAUUCUAUAAACAGGAAGUAGAGCCCCACCAACAAAGCACACCACCCAUCCCAUUACCCUCCCUCACACACAGGCACCUCCUAGACCUGCCUCCCAACCAUCUGGGAGGCCCCUCUUUUAUUUUCAGAAGCAACCAAGGCUUGCAAGGUCAUGUGUUCCUUCCUCUUGUGGCUGCCUUGGGGACUUCAUGGCUGCUGUCCCAUGUGUGGAUGACAGCCCAAUAGGACAGUAUGCACUUGUACACAGUAGAGCAGAGUCUUCCUUGGUCUGGCCUGGCCUCCCCUGUCUCACUGUGAAGCAGGCAGGGGACGUCCCACUCUGUGUUGAAGCUUUUGUGUGCUCCUCUAGUCUGGUCAUCACUUGAGCUACUCGGGGGUGAUGGUGGGUUCCUGGAGUUGCACCUUUAUUUCUGAGAAGUAAUAAAUGUCCUGUAAGAAAUGCAUCUCUAGAGAGACUGCAGGUGAGGACAAAGCGUCUUCAUGAAGAGGGGGCCAGCAGGGAGCAGGCAAGGGGCUUCUAGAACCUUCUGUUGCCUUGGGAAGUUCUAGGAAGAAAGACAUGGUAGAAAGGAAGCUACCUUGGCUGUGCCUGGGCAUCAGGGCCAUGUUUUCCACAGCAAUUCCUUCCCAAGUGUCUAUUUCUCAUAUGCUCCGGGAGACAGGCACAGAUUGUGGAGAGGACUGGUGUGUUGGUUUACUUCUUUAUUUAUGUAGUGGUUCUUUUUGAGCCCUGUUGGUGUCACCUAUUAACCCUCUCAGAAUGUAUUUGCAGGUUCUAUAGCCAGAGUUAAAGAUGGGAGGCAGGGAGUCAAAGUGUGUCCCUUCUGUGAAUUAAAAAAAGCCAUUAAUUGAGAAGAUCAGGUACCCCCUCCCCAGGGUUCCACCCAGAUGUGUUUGACACUAUGGAAGAGUCACUCCAGAGCCUGGACAGACCCACACUCCAUGGCAGUGUGUACACUCCUGAAGACAGAGAGUCUGACUUCAGUCCCCUGUAAGAGACAUCUCUAUCUAAAAGGAACCCCACCCCACCCUGCCCCACUCAUUGUAUCACAAUAUUUAAAGCUCCUGGGGAAAUAAAAGCAGUUGUGACUCUUUCUGUCUCCUUCCUUUUGGUCAUCAUGCCCAAUCAUCUUUCAUAACUAUUUGGGGAGUGGACACAUCAUUACUGUUGAUUCCCCCAUUCAAGAUGUCAGGCUCUGUGCUCCCUUUUUGGGACUGAGUCACACAUGAGAUCACCUCAUCCCUUACCUUUGCCAGCGGGGGGCAGGGGGCUCACAAUAAGUGGCAUUGUGACUUCUGUGUGGAAGCAGUCUUGUGAGAGAAAACAUGGUUCUAAGAGACUCUCCACAUCAACCCAUGAAGCUGUGCAAGUGUCAUCAUCCAAACAGCUGAGAUCAAUUUUAGCUCACACUCUAGAAUAGGAAAAGCAUCCUGUGGACUUGUAGCUUUCAGACUUGUCCAUCUCCCCAAUGUCCACUAAGAAAGGCAGUCAUGGCAGUCGUUGAACCACUUACAAGACCCAGGUAAUCCCAGACUCACUCUUGCUUGGUCAGCCUCACACUCUCCUGUUCUUCAGUUCUCCUGAAGACCAGGGAAAGAUUCCCAUCUAUCAUGCCCAACACUGGGAACACAUUCUAUUCCAUCUUUUGUUUGUUUGCUUCUUUGUUUUCUUAAACAGAAAGGUAGCUAGGAACACAGUGUCUCUGUAGUCAAAGGGGGAGAAGUUGUUUAAACAUUAGAAAGUUAUUUUUUGGGUUUUUGUUUUUUUUUUUCAUCUUGGAAUGUCACCAAUCCUGUAGCAAUUCUUCACAGAGGACUUGAAGAAACACUGGCCCUUGGUUGGUUCAACUUUUGAGCUUUUGGUUUUGUUUGCUUGUUUUGCAUUUUCAUGUACUAGGGAAACUAUGAUUCUGCUUGUUUCAGGGCUGUUUUUACUGAUUAGAGUUGUGUAAAAAUUAUUUCAUCUUGUUUGUUUUAUUUUGUGUGUAUUGUGCACAGCUGUAGGGGGGUGUGCACCGGUUGUGCUAUUCCUGACCAAUGGUCCACAUUAUCGACACAGACAAAUAAAGUUUCUCAUUGUUUCUGAGUCAA